UGACAUGUGAACACACAUGAUGGUGGCUUAGUGCAGUGAACAUGUGCGUGCGACCGCCCGGCGCUGUCCACACCACGGUAGGACAAGCUGCGCGCGGCGGUGGGUGGAGCGAUGAGGCUGGGCCUCGUGUUCUGCAUCGUCGUCAUGUUGGCCAGUCACUCAGAAGGAGAGAGGCCACGCUUCAUGCUUGCAUCAUUGUUAGGAUACCCGUCUACAUGUGUGUACAACAAUGUGUUACACAGCUGCACUUACACCUUCACAUGCUGGAUUGUUGGAGGGCAACUCACCAAGGGCUGCAGCGAGGGGGGUGUAGGAGGACUGGACCUAAUGGCCGACCUGCUGUUCACAUGCUGUGUGCCCCUGAAAUCGCCUGCCCCUACAGUCAGUCAGGUGUUGCCAGUCCGCAGAGAAGAUAUCGACCACAGAAACAACGAGAUUCUUGGUGCCUCCAGGACAGAGUGUGGAGUGCCAAGGAUUACGCUACAGAAACGGAUUAUUGGUGGCAACGAAGCCUACUUUGGGGAGUUUCCAUGGCAGGCGCACAUCCGCAUUGCAGGGUACCAGUGUGGGGGUGUGCUGGUCAGCAGGUGGUAUGUGGCUACUGCAGCACACUGCAUUCACAGGGCACGUCUAAAGGAUAUCACAGUGUACCUGGGGGAGUAUGACACACAGAACACAGGCCACUACAUUGAGCCACUUCCAGAGGAGAUCCUGAGGGUUGUGCACAAGAUAAUCCACCCAAACUUUCAAUACAGGAUCACGCAACCUGACAGAUUUGACUUGGCACUACUCAGAUUAUCAAGACCAGUCAGUUAUCGUGAGAACAUCCUUCCCAUCUGCCUACCACGACAUGAUGCAUCAUUCUGGGGUCAGAUGGGUGUUGUGGCAGGCUGGGGCAAAACGGACACCACUUAUGGUAAGACAGGGACCAACAUACUACAAAAGGCAACAGUGCCUAUUCUGAGUGAUGCAGAGUGUCUGCAGUGGCAUGAGCACAAGAACAUUAACUUGGAGCUGCAUUCUGAGAUGUUCUGUGCCGGUCACAGUGAUGGCCAUAUGGAUGCUUGUCUGGGGGAUUCUGGUGGACCAUUGAUUGUGCAGCAAGAUGGUAGGUGGAUGCUGGCUGGUAUCACAAGUGCUGGGUUUGGCUGUGCAGUGGACCAUCAGCCAGGAAUAUACCAUAAGGUAGCAGACACAGCUGGCUGGAUUGCAGCACAUAUAAACUCAUGACUACCUCAAGCACUGCAAUGAUGACACUCAGAGCAUCUUCUCUAAAUGUUCCCAAAGAUCUGGAAAUUUUUAACAGAUUUAACUUUGAUUAAUUUGCUUAAGUGAAAUGAUCUUUCAGGCAGGUUUCCUACAUAUAGUAAAACGAACUUAGAUACUUGUACAGUGAAAGUGCUUAUGGACACUAUUUCUGAAUACUAUUGAUGAACAUAACUUAGCAAUGUUUUUCAUGAUCGUUAUCUUUCAGUUUUCACUAAUAGAACUGAAAUCUAGGACAUUAAAAUGGCCUGGGCAUGUAGCUAGGGUGACAGAACAUGGAAUACAUACAAUAAUGAAUUUUAUCAGGAAAACCUCUUGAAGAGAAGAUAACAUUAAGUGGAAUGUUAGGGAAAUACAUUGUAAUAUUGGAAGGUAAAUGGACCUGGUUCAGGACUGUGUCCGGUGUCAAGUUUUGGGAUAAUGAUAUUAACUUUUCUGUCAUAAUUAUUAUUUCAGCACAGUUCCAACAAUAAUAAAUGCUCCAAUUGUAAGUUUAAUGUCUUGUUGAUUGUGAUAUUAUGUUUUGUUAGUUAUGAUGUUGAAUCUGGGCAUACAGGCAUUCCCCAGUGUGCACGCAGGUAACAUAUAAUGUUACAUUCACAGAAGUUUUUUUUUUGUGAUAAAAAAAUGUUAUAAAGAAAUUAUAUUUACAUCAUUAAGGUAAAGUGUUUAUCAGAUAUGUUCAGUAAAGUUGGAGCGGCCAUAGUUUUACAGAUACCUGUCACAUGUGUUUCUUACUUCCAACAGUCUGGACUCCAGUAAAUCCAGCUACAAUUUUAUCUGAACCAUUUGUAUAUCUGUAUUAAUUACAAGGAGAGAUUCAUUCACAAAAUAUUUAAGGAGGUAGGCCAAAGAAUAUUCAUCUUCUGAUUCAGACUGAUGCCUUCAUGACUCUAAUUGAGAUUAGGGGGAUGUUCUAUUGACAUCACAUAAAAUUAAAACUGAAUGAAAAGCAAACAAACUUGUCUUUGAAUUACAGUUGAUUUUUCAUCAUUCAUGUAUUCUCAAAAAUAUUAGUGCGAAGAUUCUCUCUUAUCUGAUGGCUGUGGUUACCAAACCAACUUCAAAUCAGAGUGCUAGAACUAUCUUUAUUUACAGAAAUACAAAGCAUCAAAUCUAACAAAGCAAUGCAAUCCAUUACUCUGAUAAGAACACCUUCAAUUUGAUUACAUUGCUAUUCAAUUAAUGAACUCUUCUGUGUAAUUAGAAAACAAUAUCUAGACCGGUGUUUCAGAAAAGGUAGUCCAAGGCAGUCCAUCAGAUGGUCCAUAGUAUUAUAGAGCCCGUAUAAUAAUCUGACGUAUAAUAAAUAAAAUAAUUUAAAUUUAAAAAAUUGUGAUAAAUCAUUGUUUACAAAUGUUUGUUUUAUACAUAUGGAUAGAAAAUGGUAGUUUAUGGCAAUAUUAACUAUAAGAUUUGCCUGUUCACAUAAAAAAAUUGUAAUUGUGUGCUCUUUAUAUCUAAGAGAAAUAAUAUUACAGCUG
Messenger RNA from Cryptotermes secundus, 2750 nucleotides. RefSeq names its product serine proteinase stubble. Gene Ontology annotation, biological process: proteolysis. NCBI's taxonomy places the organism in Eukaryota, Metazoa, Arthropoda, Insecta, Blattodea, Kalotermitidae. Gene Ontology annotation, molecular function: serine-type endopeptidase activity. Bases 112 to 1230 code for a protein of 372 amino acids. The transcript has 8 exons. The record is from RefSeq and is a predicted model, not a curated record.